AACAAUUUGAAGUCACAUUUUGACCGUACACUGAUACAGCAUUCCCUAUGCCGCCUAUUCGCCCUCACAAUAAGACACGAAGUGGAUGCAAAACGUGCAAGAAACGAAAAGUCAAGUGCGAUGAGGAACUUCCCAUGUGCAAAAACUGCACCAGAAGAGGGGCAGAAUGUGUCUGGAUCAAUGCCCCUCAACUCGAACAUAAUUCUGCGCUGCCAGGGACAUCUGCCCAGGCUGGAUCAAGUUCACAUGAGAGCCCCCCUUCCACAAUAUCGAGGUGUAUUGGCGAAAGUUCAUUUGACAUGUUGAAUCUCGAACUAUUGCACCACUAUUCUACCGCUACUUCGUAUUCACUUUCUUCUGAUCCUGCCACGGCAAAUGUAUGGAGGAUUGUCGUUCCCAAAAUCGCGUUCGACCCUAGAAAUAAAUGUCUCCUCCACGCUAUCCUCGCGGUAUCAGCGCUCCAUGCUCGCUACGCUGACCCCACUGCAACUCACUAUGCUAUAGCCGCGAGCACCCACCACUGGCAGGCGAAAACGGGGGUGCAAAAGGCAGAAAUGGAUGGCAAAGUGGAUAUCAAUGCCGUCUUUAUCACCGAGGCUCUCGUAGCACUCUACGAGUUUGCUACGUCGACCACGGUUUCCUCAUACUCGAGCGGCUGGCAAAUCACGUUCCGUGCUAUCCCCCCCAAGGUUGCGAGAAACUGGACACAGCUCCAGAAUGGCGUUCUACGUCCGAUGUUCAUCACCUUGGCACCAACAAUCAUACUUACAUCCCCGGAAGGACCAUUUCUAUCAUCCUUGUCCACGCUUUUGAGCACGGAAAACUCGCCACCAGACGUUGAGGAGCUGCACGACGUAUCGGUGUAUAAGUCAUAUAAAGACUCGAUACACUUUCUAGAGAUAUCAUGGAAAGCGUCAUUUGAGAAAGACUACUGCAUGCAUGCAUCAUGUAUGUGGUGGUCAAAGGUAUCCAAUACGUUUAUUCGCCUAUUGAUAGAGCAGAGACCGCGUGCACUAAUCAUCCUGGCGCAUUACUGUGUUAUGAUGAAACGGGUGGCAGAGGAUGGUCCGUGGUGGGUGAGAAAGCAGUGGGGUAAUGAAGCAACAAGGAUUAUGUCUGUGCUUGACGCUCGAUGGACACCGUGGAUAGGAUGGCUUUCGAAUGAAUUGGAUCCGCCAUGUGAGAAUCAGGCAUUUGACUUCACGGGGACGGAUUUCAUAAAUUGGUUGAAUGAGGCAGGGACAUCAGGGCAGGAUGGCAUUAUACGAUGCCUAGAAUAAUAUCUUGGUGUCGCCGAUAAACACAAGUUUUCUAUGAAUAGCAGCGCGUAAUGUCCAAGUCUAGUAAUUGUUGUGCUCCUUCUCCAUACUUGUAGAUUACCGUCCACUUCCUAGGCCAGAAUAGGGAUGCAUUGAAACUGUAUUCGCAUGCUCUUCGUCACGCGCAUGCAUACUCAGUUCUUCGUGUUCCCCCAUCGUAUACUGCUCGUCGCCUCGUAUGUAUGCACUCGGAUGGAAGUAAACGAACGCAGCAAGUACUUCAGCCAUAAGAAGUCCAUCGGUAAGGUAAAUCCA
Desarmillaria tabescens is the source of this 1574-nucleotide messenger RNA. RefSeq lists its product as uncharacterized. The record is from RefSeq and is a predicted model, not a curated record. The transcript has 2 exons. NCBI's taxonomy places the organism in Eukaryota, Fungi, Basidiomycota, Agaricomycetes, Agaricales, Physalacriaceae. Bases 48 to 1280 code for a protein of 410 amino acids. Gene Ontology annotation, molecular function: DNA-binding transcription activator activity, RNA polymerase II-specific; zinc ion binding. Gene Ontology annotation, biological process: regulation of transcription by RNA polymerase II.